GAUUUAAACCAGAACAUGCAAGAAAAGCUAGAGAAGGCCGUAAAGGAGUUCAGAGUGUAUUCUGAACGAGCUUCGUCGUUGUUCCAAGAGACCGUUCAGUGUUUGGAGGAGAUGAAAACCGAAGUCAAGCUUAGCGAGGACGCCAUUACUGCUUUAACUUCAUCCUUGAACAUGGAAGAGAUGAAAGAAGCUCUGAGGAGCAAGACCUCGGUAGUUUUCAUUGGUAAUCGAAAUUGUGGAAAAAGCUCGAUUUUGAACGAAGUUCUCGGCGGAUCCUACUUACCAGUCCACGAGAACCCAUGUACUUCCCGAAUAGCCAAGAUCAGUCACUCGAUGGGUGAAAAUACAGUUAAGGUCGUUGACAAAGCAGGAGAAGAAAUUCAACCUGUGGUUACGUUCAGAAGGAGAGUUCCCAAGGAAUAUGUGGUGGUUUGUGAUGAUAGUAGAGAGCAAUCAGAACAGCUGAAGUACAUCGUUGAAAUUUCCUUGAAUCACGCCUUAUUGAAAAGCGGCAUCGAAUUAAUCGACUCCCCGGGAAAGAAUGAGAAUGAUGCUCUAGACGAUGUGGUGGACAAAUUCUUUGAAAAAGGCACUACACCUCUCGUCAUGUAUGUCAUCGAUGGGAAUGAGCAACUGAGGCCAUCGGAUCUCGACACAAUUCGAUUCCUUCAAGACAAACACCCGCAGUUGUCAUUCACGUUCAUGUGCAACAAGGUAGACACAUCGGCUGGCGCCCAGUCAUUCGACGCUCGAAGCUCCGAUGAACUUGAUUCCGAUGAAGAGGAAACAGAGAGGGACGUUGACAAGCAGAAAAUUGUUUUUGCCCAACUACAACACCACGGACUGAUAGCGGAGAGUGAAUCCUAUGACAGUUGUUCUUUGUUUUAUGGAAUAUCUGCACAAAACGUCUGUGAAGACCGAAGAAAGAAAACCUUUAGCAGAGCAACUGAGCUAUUUAGCAAAUUUGAAGAAGGUUUGUUGGGUGUCUUAGUGGAAACUGUCAAAACGCAAGCCAAGCAAGUGGUGAACAAGCUCAUUUUUCUGCAAAUGAAUCUCGUCCAUGCAAUGGGAAGAAGAAGGCGAGUCCUCCUCCACAAGCUUGGAAGUCCAUUGGAAUUUGACACCACUAAAAGUGUUGAAAAGUCUUUAUAUAUUUCAUUGACCUCAACCAUUGGAAGCGAAGAAAAAAUUGGAAUGGUUGUAAAUUGCAAUUUACUAAAUCUUCAGGAAAAAUUCAUCCGUGAGGCUGUUCAUUUUCACACAACAGAACAAGUUUCUCCAAUGGAUGAGUUGGAAGAAGGUAUGAAUUACUUACUUCUCUUGAAAGAAAAUUUCAAGUAUCAUCGCAGGCUUACCUGGAAUAAGGAAGACGUGCCUUUCCUUCGAUUCCUAAUCAUUUUGAUAGGGUUGGUCCAAGAUAGAACCUUCAAUAAUUUAAAACGGGGUUUUGGAGGCUUUGUUGACAGAGCAAAAGAAGUCAUUGAGGUACAUUCAAGAAACAUUAUCAAUCCACGCCUUCGACAUGCAUUCGGGGUAGCCUAUGGAUCAGGCCUACCAAAAACAGAGUGCAGUUCUUUACCAAACAAACCUUCUCCAGAGUUGCCUAUACUUCUGACAUUCGUGGUGAGCAAAGCGUUAAGAAAGGAACUGUCAGAGAUUAUGAUUGAAGGGUUACUUCACACCAUGGAAUGGAAAUCUCUAAAUGUCAAUGAUUUCAAUAUGGCAGAUACGCAAUGUCGAAGAAAAAUCCUUGAGUUAAUUAUUUCCAAAUUCAGCAGUCAGCGAAUCACGCAUGCCAUCUGUGUUGCCUGUAAAGGUCUACUUGAUGCGGUACACAAAGAUUUCUUGAAGGUCGUGGAUGGCCUCACUGACCUAAAUGACUUGGUGUCUAACAACUGGUCACGGCAAUUGGAAGAAAUGGCAGCCCUUUACAUCCCUACCGUCAGGCAUCUUGCUGUUCAAGGGUUCACUCUGCAGUUCCUGCUAAACAACGGACCACUAAGCCUCGGUCCAGAAAUGAAAUCUACUAAACACGGAACGAUUCGUGGCUGGACAGGAUGGACAGGUGAAGUAUCCACUAGAGAGUUUGUAGUGAAGGUGAUCAAAGAGGAGAAGGUGGAACCAGAUGUUUGGGCGCAGACAGCUGUGGAUUUGAUCAACUCCAUGAAAAUACAAGCAAACAUUGGCAAAGCCCAUCCCAACCUUCUUUUUGUUCAUGGUUGGCUAAUUCCUGAACCUGGCGUUCUUCAUGUUGUGAUGGAAAAGGCAGAAUUAGACGUGACAACGGCACUCCAGCAGGGUUUGCUUUCUCUUCAGACCCGCCUGAAGAUAGCUGGGGAUGUGGCUAACGGGCUGAAGGCAAUACACGCAGCACAUUACAUCCAUCAAGAUAUCAAAGCGGAUUCCAUAUUGCUUAUGAGAGAUGGUACAGCCAAAAUAAAUAUGGCCAAACCCGAAAAGCCAUUCGAGCGAACACGACAAGGAACUCCAUUCCACAUAUCUUUGGAGAUGCACAAAAACCACAGCAAAGGUCAAGGAAGUGAUUGCUCUUACGACGUCUAUGCCUUUGGAGUCCUGCUGUGGGUGCUUUGCGAGGGAUCUGGGAACAGGCGUCCACAGGCCUAUGAUAAAUACAGUACAAUAGCAGCCAUGAAGCUGGCAGUAGAAAAGGAGAUAUACCCUGAACGGCCACUGAAAGCCACUGAAGCCUGCUGGGAAUUAAUGACAAAGUGUUGGCAUCAGAGAUGUGUCUUAACAGCAAAUGACCUGUGUCGAGAGAUGGAAUACAUUAUUCUUUCCAUUCAGUGAGAAAAUGAAAUCAUUUCCUGACAAUUUAGUGGUAAAGCUGAUGCAUAGCAACAGUUUUUUCUUUUGUUUACAAAUUCAUCAGUUUGUCUAUUGAUAUGAUCCUGUUAGGCUUUGGGAGAUACUGUAAGGGCCUGUUUAAACAGAGAUAAGUUGUCCUGUACUCCUCCAUAGUUAACCAUCCAAUGCGAGUUAAAGUGGACUAUUCACAUGAGAGAUCAUCAAGUUGACUUAGGUGCCUGAGUGGAGAGUCAUUUGCUUUGACACUAGGGUGACCUGUAGGCCCUGGGAACCAACAUUUCCCCAUGCUAACACUAAAGCUAUUUCCACCCACAAGGGCAAAUUGUGACACACUGAGCAAGUACAAAACAGAGAGAGCUUAUUUCUUAUCCCCAUAAAGAGAGAAAGGAAACCCUUCAUUCACCAGGAACAACUUUUUUCCACUGUAAACAGGCCCUAAGAAUGUAAGAUAGGAAUGAAGAAUCCUCCAUUGAGAAGUGAACAUUGAAUGCAGUUUACGACAAGUGACAAAAAUAAGCUGUAUUGGCAACUGAGUUCACAUUGGCUCAUGUUAAUUGACCAUAAACUCUUCCCAAUAGAGUCAGUUGAUUGGUUAAAAAAGUGGCCAUAUAUGUCUUGCGUUACAAUGGGGACAAGCGAAAUAUUCACUGAUGCCUGUGAACUUUCACAAAAGUGAAAAAUAUGAAAAAAGAUCCAUCCUUCUUUCAAUCAGCUUAUACUCUGUCUGAGGCUUUUUAGGAGUUGGCAACUUGCAAAGUUUGAUAUCUCUGCCAACUAACCUAUUUCUUUCAAUGGCAGUAGCUUUUCUUACCAUAAUAUAAAAAAAUUAACUUACAGUUACCUUAGCAGAGCAAUGUUUCAUGACAUUUGAUUUUCAUGAAUUUCAAACUUAUGUCUUUUUGCAGUCUAAAAAAUGCAAACAUUUGA
This is a messenger RNA of Orbicella faveolata, 3753 nucleotides long. Its product is annotated as dual serine/threonine and tyrosine protein kinase-like. NCBI's taxonomy places the organism in Eukaryota, Metazoa, Cnidaria, Anthozoa, Scleractinia, Merulinidae. Gene Ontology annotation, molecular function: ATP binding; protein kinase activity. Gene Ontology annotation, cellular component: cytoplasm. The record is from RefSeq and is a predicted model, not a curated record. Gene Ontology annotation, biological process: protein phosphorylation; positive regulation of fibroblast growth factor receptor signaling pathway; positive regulation of ERK1 and ERK2 cascade.